UCUGACGUCACAAUCUACCUGCCAACUGUCACAUUCGAGCGCAGUUUGCAGAUAUGAGCUUUGAAACAUAGUAGUUAAAUAUUUUACCAAAAUUUGAUUUUUUGCAAACUGUUUAGAUUAUAAUUUCUUGUUUAAACGAUUUACAACGCACAAAGGAUCAUCAUACGAUACUUCAAAAGGAAUAAUCUACCGUUUAUAUCCUAAAACAGAUCAGCAUUUUUUUUCUUGGCGAGGCUGUUAUAACUCGCCACCGUUGACAGUUCACAGAUUUUUUCUUUCAUCUCGAACUCUACAAACCACUUAUAAGUGGAACGUGAUAAUUCCACCUCUAUCAGGUUUUUCAUGGUAGAUUUUAGGGGUUGUGACAGGGCUGAAAUAAAGCCCGUGGACACCAGGAACAACACCAUAUUUAUAAAUAUAAAAUAAUCAAAACAGAUUAGAAUGAAAGAAAUUAGAUUGUUGAAUUAAGAGAGAAGAUUCACAGAGAUAAUAAAGAAAAGUACCCAAAUGAAAGACCGGUUAACCUUACAGAACCCUUUCGCCGUUUAAACCAGAACUACUUAAAUUUUGACAUAAAUCAAAAUUUAUAUAGAUAAAAUGCCUCCUAUAGAUCCACUACAAUUAUUGAGAGCAUUAGCAACUCUUCUGACCUCAGAAGGUGGAAUCAAAGGUCCUGCUGAAUCCACACGGAUUUGUGGGCUGAUGAAAGAGGCAUCAAAGUUGGUCAGUAGAUGUAUUUAUAUUAACAUUUUGAAAGCCACACAUUCACAGGAAGCUUUGGAGAAGUUCAUUGAAGAUGGGGGAUGGGAUGUAUUGAAUCUUUGGCUGUCAGAUUUUAAAGAAAUUGACAAUCCACAGCUGUUAACAGAAAUACUGAAAGUUUAUAAAGACCUUCCUGUUACUGUUGAUUUACUGAAAAAAAAUAGUGCUGCCAAAACAAUCAAACAACUUGGAAAGUCAGACCAUGAAGGUAUUAAAAUUUUGUCAACAGAAAUAGUUGAUAAAUGGAUGAAAAAAGUGAGAGAAAGAAGUAUAGCAGAAGGUGCAGAUGGUGAUAAAGCAAAGAAGAAGAAAAGUAGUAAAGAUUCAAAGGAUGAAAAGAAAGACAAAGAGAAAAGUAAAUCAGACAGCAAAAGUAGAUCUGAAGAUUCUAAAAAUAAAUCAGAUGUUUCUAAGAGUAAAUCUGAAAAAUCAGAUAGAGUGAAAGUUGAAAAUGAAGAAUCAGAAAUAGUAAAAGGAAGAGUAAUAGAAACCCCAGGAAAUGGACUAAAAAUUCACAUCAAGUUAGAACGAAGUGAUAACGAGAAAAAAGACUCUAGUGAUAGUAAAAAGAGGGCAUCAACAAUGAAACGUCUUCCUGGUCGGUUUAGAUCAACUGGCCUUGAAGAGGAACUUGUAUUACCACAGAAAAAAAUAAACAAUGCUGAACCUACUUCAAAACGACCAGGUUCUGACCAAAAACCAAAAGACGAAGAACCACCUGAAAAAAAGUCACGACUUCAAAUUUCUACAUCACUGGCUGCAACAGCAACCACCAGUACAUCUAUAUCAUCACCAACCAGUACAUCACCAACUGAUUUAAAGGCCAUUCCAAAUGCCAAAGGCAAAGGUCAUGAAAUCCAUGAAAGUAGUAUAUUUAUGGACAUGAUAACAAGAGGCUCUACAGAAAGACAACCAGGACCUAUGCGAAGGAAGAAGAAACUGCCUUCAGUCAAUGGAAACUCCACCAUCACGCCUGUCAAGUCUACAUUGUCAUCAACAACACCAAUGACGCCCACAACACCACCAUCUCCAGCAACUGUUACAGCCAGAUCUCUACCUUCAGUUCCUUCAUUUUACAAAGAUACUCUAGAAGAAAAUAAUGAUGAAACAGAGAAAUCAUCUGAGAAAGAGAAAAGUCCUUCCCCGACAGAAGAAAUAGAAAAGAAAGAAACAUCUGAAGAUGUAGAAAUGAAAGAACCUUCUGAAGAUGGAGGAGAAUCGAACAAUAGUGAAGAGAAAACUGAAGAAAAUAUACCUGAAGAUCCCAACGCACCAAAAGGUCUUCUUACAAAUGGAGUAAAAAAGAAGAAUAGAAAACGAAAGAAUGUAACUUGGAUUGAGGAACCCAAAUUAAGGACUUAUCAUUAUUUUGCACUAGAUGAAACAGAAAGAGUCAAUGUAAACCGAGUGGACUUUGAUCAAAUGAAGAAGCAAGAAAUGUUAUCAGACAGAAAGGCAAUGGAGUCUGCCAAGAGAUUGACUCAUGAUAAAAUGGCUGAACAAAUUCCUUGGAGACGACCACCUGUAAUAGAAGGGUUACCUCCUGGUAUUGAGAACGGGGCAAACAGUGUGGAAAAAGACAUUCAACGUGAGAGGGAACUGGUUGUACUACAGGCUCUUUUCUUUAAUAAGGAUAUGUUACCAGAUAGUCCAGCAGAACCUGAUCUAGAACCAUUUGAACCAUCAGAUCCUAAGUUCAUACCUUUAGAAGAUGAAUCAUCAGGAGAGGACAACAAUGUAUACAAUCAUGAGCAAUAUCAUUCACAUGACAUGACAAAAUCAUCACUGCCACCACCUAGCCAACAACAAACCACCAAUCCAGCCACUUUACCUCCAGAAUUAAUCAAUAUGAUAACAUCCCUACAGCAAGGACACCAGCCUGACUUGAUGGCAAAUAUCCAGAAUGUUUUAGCUUCUGUAAUGGGAAGCAUGGGUAACCAGUCACAGGAAAUGUAUGAUAAAGUUCGGGAAUUACUACUGCCAUUACAAAAUCAAGGUCUUAUACCAGAUAUGAUGAAUAUGCAAAUGGGACCAGGAAUGGGUCCUCGUCCAAGACUGGGUCUUCUAGGCCAGGCACCACCAGGUUUUAUUCCAGGACCAGGAAUGCAGGGUGCACCACCUCCAGGAAUGCAAGGUCCACCUCCAAAUAUGCAAGGACCGCCAAGAUUUCCUCCACCAGGACCUGUUGUCCAAGGUGAAGAAUGGAAUGAGAAUAUGAUGGGUGGCCCUAUGGCAGGUCGAGGAAGAGGAGGUAUGCCAAUGAGGGGAGGUGGUGGUAGAAUGCCUAUGCCAGGACCACCCAAUCAAGGACCACCUAUGGGACCAAUGCAAGGAGGCCCUAUGCAGGGACCUCCACCUCAAAUGAGAGGAGGUGGAAAUCAAAGGGGAGGUAGAAUGAGAGGACCAACAAACAGAGAUAUAUGUAGACAUUUUGCAGCAGGAGGUUGUCGUCGUGGAAACACAUGUUCAUUUUUACAUCCAGGAGUUAAUGGGCCACCCUUAUAGCAGAAGCUAAAUGUAAUCUGACUUGAAAUCAGCUUUAAAUCAAACCUGUUAUUCUACAGGAUACAAUAAAACCUGAGAUUAGAUGCAGGAUAACCCUCCAGUGGAAUAUUGUGAGACUGGGUCCCUAGGUUUAAUCAAAGAGACGAAGAUGAAUCUCCACAACUGGAGUGUAAAAAUAUUCUACUGUGUACAGAUGUUAUCCACAACGAGAAAAUCUACAGUAAAAAACAAUUAUUCCACCUUCAUAUAAAGUCAAUCUAAUUGCUGAUUAUGAGAGAGAAAACUUAGUGCUUCCAUUAAUGAUUGUGUUCAUGUAUAAGUUGUGAAUUUUACUAAUACUGACGUGUUCAGAUAAACAGAUCUAGUCACCCAUUACGAGUGUUAAAAAAAGACCAAAAAACCUAACAUAGUUAAAUGGCUGUGCAGUGUUGAUGAUUGUUAUGAUAGAAUUUGAAUGAUGACUGUUUUGGGAUAAUGUUACAGAUAUUUGAUGUUUGUAUAAAACCAUAAUAUUUUCAUAGUUAUUUACAGUAAUGUCAUCACAGAUGUAUUAUGGAUAUGUGCUUACUAUGUUUUUGUCUUGUGUAAUGUCAAAACUGCCAUGCAAAUUCAAAGUAUAAAGUCUAAAAUCAAGAACUUGGUUAAUAUUCUUCUAUUAUCUUGAAAUCAUUGUUGUUUGGUUGUAAAGAAUUUUUCAUUUUUCUGUUUGUCAAAAUUUAUGUCUAGUUCUUGAAUGUCUGAAAAAGGGAAAAUCAAGAUUUCAUAUCAUUAGGCAAAAUUUAAAGAUACAUCAGGUAACAGGAAAAUUAUCAGUAAAUUUUAAGAGGGAAACUGCAAAAAAUACCAUUACCUGAUGCAAUUUGAAUUGUAUUUCAUAGUUUGCUAAUAUCAAAAUUAUCAGAAAAGAAUUUGUACAUGAUAAAUGAAUGGAAAGAUCAUGUUUUUGGUAUUUGACUCUAAAAAAUUAAACUUUUCCUCAGAAGAUUCUAUUUAAACUGUAACUAGUAAAAUCCAGUUGCCAGCAGAGAGUAUUGCUGCUAAUUAAUAAAUGUACAUUUGGGACAUAAGUAGAAGCUAUACACGUGGUUGCCAAGGAAGGCUCUAAAAAAAUGCAUCAGAUUUGCAAGUUUGGCAAAGAGCUAUAUUUUUAUUUUUGUUAUGCAUUUAUACCUGUUACUUUAAGAAAUCGUGUAUAAAUAACAAACAUUUAUAUAUUUUAUUGUACAUAAAACUGAUAUUGACAGUGCUAUUUAUACAUUUCAGCAUGUUUUGUGUUUACUUGUAGUUUUCACCUUUUUUCUUUCUCUGUAUUUCAAUUAACAGUUACAUUUUAUAAAUGCUAUGUUUGAACUGUAUUCUAACUCUAGAAGCCUAAAAUAUUCCAUAACUUGUUAAGAGACCGAAAUCCUGGUAAAGUUAAAAGUAGUAUGCUGAGUAAAUGUUUUUUAUAUGUGUUUCUAGAGGGAUGCGACUAUAUUUUUUGCGCAAAUGAGUGCAUAAAUAUCCUACUUUAGAUCAGUUCACACAUGGCUAACAGUCAGUCCCCCUUGUUGAUUAGAGUGUGAUAGUCUACUAACCUAAUACACAUCGAUUAGUGCUAAAUUCUUUUGUAUGUUUGGAUGACUUAACUAUCUGAAUGACAGUAAAAUUGCAUGUGUAAAUUACAUUGUUGUGAGAAAGUUGAAGUGCCAAUUUUUCUGCUUUCAUAAGUGGACAGAAAUUGUUUGAUAAACCUAUAUGUCAUUGAACUUGUGUCUGAUUUGUGUAUUAGUUUGAGAGAUUAUGGAUUUGUCUGCAUGUUUGAGUGAUACUACCCCACUGACUGUACAAAUGAAUGGCUUUAAGCAUGUACUUACAUUGAUCAGACUUGUGAUAAUUCCAUGUAAUGGGAUCUUGUAGUUUAUACAUAGUAUUGUUAUAUACAUUCUCUUACUUAUUUUAGAGAGUGCUCUACAUGUAUACAAGGUAAUUUUUUAUGAAAAUUAAAAAAUAUAAUUAUUUUGA
Molecule: messenger RNA, 5271 nt
Organism: Mytilus trossulus (common blue mussel)
Lineage: Eukaryota; Metazoa; Mollusca; Bivalvia; Mytilida; Mytilidae
Product: serine/threonine-protein phosphatase 1 regulatory subunit 10-like
Exons: 20
Coding region: 598-3267 (889 amino acids)
Cellular component (GO): chromatin; PTW/PP1 phosphatase complex
Molecular function (GO): metal ion binding; protein phosphatase 1 binding
Source: RefSeq, a predicted model, not a curated record